UUCGUUGUCAUCCAAGCAAUCCCGUCCUCCGAUGGUUGUCGGCAACGAUUUUAGCAUAAAAUUAAUCGAAUGAUUUGACUAAUACGCUUGACUCUUUGUUGGGUUGUGGUUUUGAAAUGUUAAGACUGUUUCUAUCAGGAUAUGGGACACGUCCGCUCGUGUACCGCGCAAUGUUUCGUUACAGUCAAUCACUGUCUAGUCAGGGUAAUUUUGGAAUUUCAAAGAAAACAAUCGAUGCAUAUCCCUUUGGACGAACCGAUUUGCUGAGUGCAGCCAAAAAUGCAUUCAGACAACGGAGCCGUAGGCUGGUCACGGAAAGCAAACAGCAAAUUGUACGAUCAGGACAAACUAGUUCGAAAGUGAUUCGGUUGCUGCUCGGAGGAACGGCUAUUAGUGUCACGGUUGGCUAUCAAUGUCGGAAAUGGUUUGUCCACUGUGAAGCACCCAGCAGCAGACUGGUCGGACAGAAAGUUGUGGGGAUUAAUGGAAUCCGAUUCGAUUGGCGGAAACUCUGGACCUAUCUGCGACCUCAUCUGGCAAAGUUGGUUGGUGCGAUAAUAGCUGCCUUAGCCGUUGCCUAUUUUAACAUUCAAAUUCCAAACAUGUUGGGCGUUGUGGUCAACACACUGUCCAAAUAUGCGGGGAGUAACCUUAAGGACAUUGACUCUACAGAGUUCAUGAACGACAUUAAACUGCCUUCGCUUCGGCUUUUCGGAAUGUACAUCGCCCAGGCUAGCUUCACGUUCGUGUACAUCUUCCUGCUGAGCCAAAUCGGAGAACAGAUGGCUGCGAAAAUUCGUCAAGAUUUGUUCAAACAAAUUAUCAUACAGGACCUCGAAUUCUUCGAUGAGAACCGCACCGGGGAGUUGGUCAAUCGCUUGACAGCCGAUGUGCAAGAUUUUAAAUCAAGCUUCAAACAGUGCAUCUCGCAAGGACUGCGAUCCUUCGCCCAGCUCAUCGGUGGAGGAGUUUCACUAUUCCUGAUUUCCCCACAGCUGGCCAGCAUUGCGCUGGUAUCUGUUCCGGCUGCGGUAGCGAUGUUUUCCUUUCUGGGUAAAUCACUUCGCGCUCUAAGCAAAAAAAGCCAGGCCCAAUCGGAGCGGGCCACUUCCGUCAGCGAGGAGGCCCUUUCGAACAUUCGAACCGUUCGAGCUAGUGCGAGUGAGUACUCGGAAGUGGAACUGUUCAAGCAGGAAACCGACAAGGCGGCAAUGUUGUCGGAGAAAUUGGGGAUAGGAAUUGCGGUGUUUCAGGCGAUGACAAAUCUAUUUCUGAACGGGAUGGUAUUAACAACUCUGGUUUUGGGAGGACACUUUAUGUCGACAAGCUCGAUUAGCGCCGGGGAUUUGAUGGCAUUCCUUGUGGCAUCACAGGGUGUGCAACGCUCUUUGGCCCAAGGUUCAAUCCUUAUUGGUUCGGUUAUCAGAGGAAUGACCGCAGGCUCACGAGUGUUUGAGUAUCUAUCCGUCCAGCCAAAGAUCGAUCUUAAACUUGGACAAAUCAUUCCGGAGUCCAAAGUUCGUGGUGAAAUAUGCUUCGAAAAUGUAUUCUUCACCUACCCUUGCCGUCCGAAUCAAAAGAUCCUUAAAGACUUCUCCCUGACACUCAAGCCAGGUCAAACGGUGGCUCUGGUUGGAGCCAGUGGUUCGGGUAAGUCAACAAUCGCCUCCCUACUGGAGCGUUUCUACGAACCGACCGGAGGUCGGAUCACAAUCGACGGCUACAACCUUUCGGAACUAUCCCCCUACUGGUUACGUGGCCAUCUGAUAGGGUUUAUCGAACAGCAACCGGUGCUCUUCGGCACUACUAUCUACGAGAACAUUCGGUACGGUCGACCGGAUGCCACCGAAGAAGAGGUACUCGAAGCUGCGAAGCUCUCUCAAUCGCAUCAGUUUGUUAGCCAACUUCCGGACGGUUAUCAAACCCCCGUAGGGGAGCGCGGAAUUCAGCUGAGUGGUGGUCAGCGUCAGCGGAUAGCAAUUGCCCGAGCUCUGCUCAAGAAACCAACGGUAUUGAUUCUGGAUGAAGCAACCAGUGCGUUGGACGCCUCCAGUGAGGCGGUGGUGCAGAGGGCGCUGGAUGCUGCCGUUGUGGACAGAACAACGCUGGUAAUCGCCCAUCGGUUGUCUACGAUUCGGAAUGCCGACGUUAUUGUAGUGCUGGAUAAGGGUAGAAUUGUGGAGAUAGGAGAUCAUGACACAUUGAUCCGCAAGAAAGGAUAUUACUUUGAGCUAGUGAAACAACAGGAACGUCAGCAGCUAGAGGAGCAGCAGCAGCAAGGACAGAGAGCUUACGGUUGAACUGUAGCAAAACUGUGUUAUACGUAGUAGAUAUGUACAAGCUAAGCUAAACGUUAUUUAAUUGUAGUUAUUUUAGGACUGUUGAUAGCGUAAUCAAGCCGAAUACAUAAUAAUAUGAUCCCA
Molecule: messenger RNA, 2423 nt
Organism: Toxorhynchites rutilus septentrionalis
Lineage: Eukaryota; Metazoa; Arthropoda; Insecta; Diptera; Culicidae
Product: mitochondrial potassium channel ATP-binding subunit
Exons: 4
Coding region: 117-2300 (727 amino acids)
Biological process (GO): transmembrane transport
Cellular component (GO): membrane
Molecular function (GO): ATP binding; ATP hydrolysis activity; ABC-type oligopeptide transporter activity
Source: RefSeq, a predicted model, not a curated record